AUGUUUUGGAGAAUCACUCUUCCAGUCCUACUGGCUGGGGUACUCUGCGUAGCCACAGAUACAAGGAAGCCCCGCCCCCAAGGCUCCAUCCCCUCACCUUUCAAGACCAAAGGCAACCUGUCAGAUCGUCAGCGCCUGUUGCCGCGGAAACCCGAAGUCCUUUCGUCAAGUCGGGAGGCCCUGGUGGUCACCGAGCGCCGGUACCUCCGACGUGACUGGUGCAAGACGCAACCCCUCCGCCAGACGGUGAGCGAGGAGGGCUGCCGAAGUCGUACGGUGGUCAACCGCUUCUGCUACGGCCAGUGUAAUUCCUUCUACAUCCCCCACCUCAUGGGCCCCAGCUCAAAUCGAGGCCCAGGGUCCAGCCGGAAAAACCACAACAAGGUCCAGGAGCCCUUCCAGUCCUGUUCCUUCUGCAGGCCACACCGUUUUACCCAGCUCACUGUUCAGCUGGAAUGUCCGGGCCUGCAACCUACCUUUCGCCAUCGCAAGGUACAGCGUGUCAAACAGUGUCGCUGUAUGUCGGUGGACGUGACUGGUAACGGGAAACUGUGA
Salvelinus namaycush (lake trout) is the source of this 555-nucleotide messenger RNA. Its product is annotated as gremlin-2-like. Gene Ontology annotation, biological process: animal organ morphogenesis. Lineage: Eukaryota; Metazoa; Chordata; Actinopteri; Salmoniformes; Salmonidae. Gene Ontology annotation, molecular function: BMP binding; receptor ligand activity. The record is from RefSeq and is a predicted model, not a curated record. The transcript has a single exon. Bases 1 to 555 code for a protein of 184 amino acids.